Molossus molossus (Pallas's mastiff bat) is the source of this 1630-nucleotide messenger RNA. RefSeq names its product N-acetylneuraminate pyruvate lyase (gene NPL). Gene Ontology annotation, biological process: N-acetylneuraminate catabolic process. The record is from RefSeq and is a predicted model, not a curated record. The coding region runs from base 53 to 1015 and encodes 320 amino acids. NCBI's taxonomy places the organism in Eukaryota, Metazoa, Chordata, Mammalia, Chiroptera, Molossidae. Gene Ontology annotation, molecular function: N-acetylneuraminate lyase activity; 4-hydroxy-tetrahydrodipicolinate synthase activity. The transcript is spliced from 12 exons.
ACGGCCCGGCGGAGGCGGCGGACCCCGGCGCCCGGUUUUCUUCAGCAGCUCAAUGGCCUCCUCGAAGAAGAAGCUUCAAGGUCUGGUUGCUGCAACCAUCACGCCAAUGACUGAACAUGGAGAAAUCAACUUUUCGGUAAUUGGUCAGUACGUGGAUUAUCUUGUGGAAAAGCAAGGAGUGAAGAAUAUCUUUGUGAAUGGCACAACGGGAGAAGGCCUGUCUCUGAGCAUCUCAGAGCGCCGCCGGGUCGCAGAGGAGUGGGUGACAAAAGGGAGGAACAAGUUGGACCAGGUGGUAAUUCAUGUAGGAGCCCUGAGCUUGAAGGAGUCGCAAGAACUGGCCAAACAUGCAGCAGAAAUAGGAGCCGAUGGCAUCGCUGUCAUUGCACCUUUCUUUCUCAAGCCACAGAACAAAGAUGACCUCACUGAUUUCCUGAAGGAGGUGGCUGCGGCUGCCCCGGCCGUGCCUUUUUAUUACUAUCACAUUCCCGCCUUGACAGGGGUAAAGAUUCGUGCCGAGGAGUUGCUGGAGGGGAUUCAGGAGAAGAUCCCCACCUUCCAAGGGCUGAAAUUUAGUGACACGGACCUCUUAGACUUUGGGCAGUGUGUUGAUCAGAAUCGCCAGCGACAGUUUGCUUUCCUUUUUGGGGUGGAUGAGCAACUGCUGAGCGCUCUGGUGAUGGGAGCAACCGGAGCAGUGGGCAGUACCUAUAACUACCUGGGGAAAAAGACUAACCAGAUGCUGGAGGCUUUUGAACGGAAGGACCUCUCUUCAGCCCUGAAUUACCAGUUUUGUAUCCAGAGAUUUAUCAACUUUGUGCUCAAACUAGGUUUUGGAGUGUCACAGACCAAAGCCAUCAUGACUCUGGUGUCUGGGAUUCCAAUGGGCCCACCCCGGCUCCCACUGCAGAGAGCCUCCAAGGAGUUUACUGAUAAUGUGGAGGCUAAACUGAAGAGUCUGGGUUUCCUUUCUAUUGCUGAUUUAAAGAAUGUGAACUUAGAAGCCUGUAGCUAAUGCCUUUCUAUCAAGUGAGGGUGUAUACACUGAGCUAUAAUCGACCUUGAAUAGUGCAUUCAUUUCUCAAGGACUUCAUAGAUGAGCUUGAACUAAAUUCUUUCCUAGCAAAUGAAAUUUCACAUCAAUCAACAAGUAUUUAAGUACCUACUGCGAUCUUUAGAAAGUUUUAUUUUGUGAAGGGGCAACAGCUCCAAAAGGAGUCAUGAGCCCUGACUCAUUCAAUAUUGUACAAGUCUUUUGUGGGGAAAUUUCUGCUUAUAGAUGAAAUGGAAUCAAGAGGAAAAUUGUAUUUAAUUUCAUCUGCCUUUGGGAGCUCCCAUUAUCUUGAUUUCUGGUGCUUAAUCCUAUUUUAAAGUUUUCUCAUGUUAAACCUCAAUAAUGUACUUUCAUUUCAAUAAAUAUUCAUUUGGAAUCUAAGAAAACUCUGAGCUAUGGCAUGUAGGCAGGUGUGCUAACUUGAGUGCCAAAUUACAGCAUGACUGAACUAUACACAACCAAGAACACACCCGCUGGCUUGGCUGUUCAGUCUAACUCGAGAACACCUGCUUUCAGAUCAAUUGUGAUGUCACAGGUUUUCCCCAAAACACUGGGUUAGGUGAAGACUUGUUUCAG